Molecule: messenger RNA, 1356 nt
Organism: Aspergillus lentulus
Lineage: Eukaryota; Fungi; Ascomycota; Eurotiomycetes; Eurotiales; Aspergillaceae
Source: RefSeq, a predicted model, not a curated record
AUGUCUGGGCUCGGUCCUUCAGACCAUCACCAUGACUCCGCACCCACCUAUCAGCCGUCGAUGCUAGACGAGGAUCAAUCUCAUAGCACAGCUCCCCUCUUAUCCAAGUCUGAAGCUUAUGAAACCGCACCAGCAGACGGGAUGAAAGAGCUCGAGAUGGGAGACGUCAAGAAUCUCAUCCCGAGCCCGAGCCCCAGACCAAGCUCGACUUUCGGGGUUGACGAUGAAUGGACUCCCAGGUUCAAGCGGAGUCAUUCUCAAUCCAGAAGCUUCAGGAGGACCUGUCUGCUGUUCCUUCUCAAGGCUGUUCUGGCUGUUUGGUUCAGCGUAGUGCUUUAUAAUGUGAUUAGGUAUUGUGCGAAGUCGCCCAAAACCGGUGAUCUCCCAGACACCAGCACCAGCAUCAGCGCCGAGGAUACUACUGCAACUGCAUCCAAUGACCGGAGAAUAACAAUCGACUCCAACACCGGGAACAUACACGGCGUGUACCCCCUCUACGACUCCCUCUCCCUCAGCACAACAACCGGUAACAUCACCGUAGCCAUUGCCCCGCAAUCAGCCCACCCAGACCACCCAUUCGAGCCAGCACGGCUGCAUAUCCGUUCCGUCUCAGGGACGGUCACCGUCUCAUUCACCGCUCCGGAGGCAGCCGUCCUCCCGGGCCUCGAACUAUCCAUGAAGCUGUACCAGGAAACUAACGACUCGUCACAUAGCGAGAUCAUGAAAACCUGCGAGCUACCGGCGAGGCUUUACGAACUCGACAUCCAAACAGAAUCCGGCCCCAUCGCAGGCCGGAUGGUCUUUACGCGCUCCGCGCGGCUGAUUUCGGGUGGUGGUGAUAUCACUGCUAUGCUCAUUCCGGUUAUUGGUGGUGUUGGUGAGGAUUGUACCAGGGAGAUGUGGCGGAAUGUGUCGAUCGCGACGGAGACUGGAGCCGGUGAGCAGCGGGUUCAUGUCACCGAGCCUUAUGUCUUGGGUUCCAAACCCGAGGCUGGGGUGGAGGCUAAUUACGUUGUGGCUGGGUGUCAUGUUGCGGGGAAGGGGUCGAUGGAGGUUGCAUAUCCGGCUGCUUGGGCUGGGAAUGUGCAUGUGCGUACUGAAGGUGGGAGUGUAAGGCUCGAGGGGGAGGGUAUGGAAGUUGUGGAGUCGGGAGAGGGGAUCGUUGAUGCGAUGGUUGGGACGGGGAGGAUUAGUGAUGAUGAGGAGGAUGAUUACGAUGACGAAACCGAUGAUGAGGAUGAAGAUGACAACGAGAAAAACGACAACGACGACGACGACGAUGAAAGAAGGCCAGGAGGAUGGAUGGAUGUAACCUUCAAGUCCAAGGAGGGAUCAAUCCUGUUCUAUGUUGGGUAA